Molecule: messenger RNA, 1256 nt
Organism: Chelonoidis abingdonii (Abingdon island giant tortoise)
Lineage: Eukaryota; Metazoa; Chordata; Testudines; Testudinidae
Source: RefSeq, a predicted model, not a curated record
CGGCCAGUCACUUCCGGCCAAGGACGCCCGGCAGCAGGAAAGGGUUAAGUUUAAAUUGGUGGUCGCGGCGCGGAGUUAGUAGGGGAGAAGAUCUGGCGAUGGACACAGAGGAGACCGUUGGGGCAGGGGCGCUGGCGGCUGAGGCGUCUCAUGUGGAGCUGGUGGGAGAACCUGAUCCAGAGCUGGCAGCCACGAUGGGCUUCUCAGGCUUUGGAAAGAAAGCUCGAACAUUUGACUUGGAAGCAAUGUUUGAACAAACUCGAAGAACAGCAGUGGAAAGAAGUAAAAAGAUGCUGGAAGCCCGUGCAAGAGAAGAGGAAGCCCAGAAAGAAAAAGAACUAAGAAGCCAACAUGAAGAUAUUGAUUCAGCAACUUCAGGCUCAAGUGUGAUGGGAGCUUGCUCUGCAUCAACUUGCAGAGAGGCAGAAAGUAGUGAAAGUGAAGAUGGUUCAAAUGAAGAAUUAAAUGGUCCUCCUUUGCCGUGCCAAACUUCCAUUCAAGGACCAGCAGAGGAUACUGAUGAUGAUGAGGAUGAAUUUAUUGGGCCACCACUUCCACCAGGUUAUAAGGACAGUGAUGAUGACGACGACGACGACGACGACAUGCAAGAGGAAGAUAAUAACCCUAUCAAGAAAAUUCCAGACUCUCAUGAAAUUACACUCCAGCAUGGGACCAAAACUGUAUCUGCUUUGGGUUUGGAUCCUUCAGGUGCCCGUUUGGUAACUGGAGGGUAUGACUAUGAUGUUCGGCUUUGGGACUUCGCUGGAAUGGAUGCAUCUCUUCAAGCUUUUCGAUCACUUCAGCCUUGUGAAUGUCACCAAAUCAAAUCUUUACAGUAUAGCAGCACGGGAGAUGUCAUUCUUGUUGUGUCUGGUAACUCUCAAGCUAAAGUUCUUGACAGAGAUGGCUUUCCGGUAAUGGAAUGUGUUAAAGGAGACCAGUACAUUGUGGACAUGGCAAACACCAAGGGUCAUACAGCAAUGCUUAAUACAGGCUGUUGGCAUCCCAAAAUAAAAGAAGAAUUUUUGACUUGUUCCAAUGAUGGGACUGUGAGGACAUGGGAUGUUAACAAUGACAAAAAGCACAAAGGUGUGUUUAAACCACGGUCAGUUCAAGGUAAACGGGUGAUUCCUACAACUUGCACAUAUAGCAGAGAUGGUAAACUUAUUGCAGCUGGCUGCCAAGAUGGCUCCAUCCAGAUCUGGGACAGGAAUAUGAAUGUAAGUGAAGUAUACUUUUUAAUUGUAGCGAGAUAA